AUGGUUCAACUAUACUACCACGACAACAAAGACACUGAAGACAACUUCACUGACGACCACAACUCCGGAGUCCCUGUUUCAUUUGAAGAGUUGGAACAACUAGGCGUUAUCUACAAGUAUGUCACGACACAAGAAGAACUAGACGCAUUGGCCAAGGAAAGGGAAUACAAGAAUAGGGACAAGAUUCAUUUGAACUUGGAAACUUUCAAAAACGAUGUGGAUGCUUACAACGCCAAAAUGAAGCAAUUUUACACAGAACACUAUCAUGAAGAUGAAGAGAUUAGAUAUAUUGUUGAUGGGGAGGGUUUUUUCGAUGUUAGAGAUGAAGGUGACAAAUGGAUCAGGGCUAAAUUGUCAAAGAAUGAUUUAUUGAUUUUGCCAGUGGGAAUUUAUCAUCGGUUUACUUUGACCAACUCGAGAGAAGUUACAGCUAUUCGUUUGUUCAAAGACGAGCCAAAAUGGGAAGCCAUCAAUAGAGUGCAUUAA
Messenger RNA from Lodderomyces theae, 486 nucleotides. RefSeq names its product acireductone dioxygenase (Ni2+-requiring). The record is from RefSeq and is a predicted model, not a curated record. Gene Ontology annotation, molecular function: acireductone dioxygenase [iron(II)-requiring] activity. NCBI's taxonomy places the organism in Eukaryota, Fungi, Ascomycota, Pichiomycetes, Serinales, Debaryomycetaceae. The transcript has a single exon. The coding region runs from base 1 to 486 and encodes 161 amino acids.